UUUUUCCAAAGCUCCAAACCGUGUGUUUCAAUGGAGAAUCCAUCAAAUUUGAACAUAUACAAAGCAUCAAGAAGCAUAAAACGAAGAGAAAAUACACUCUACAACGCCAUACGAUCAAUCUACGAAGAUUCAAUAUUCGUUGGGGAGAUUUCUCAGUUAUGGCCUGAACUUCCUUUACUAGCAAAUCUCCGUUGUGGCCUUUGGUACUCACAAAAAUUCAAGUCAACAUGUUAUUUCAAGUCAACUGAUGGACAUACUAAUAAUUGGUCUUUUAAUACUUCUCGACUUAAUCUCCACGUUGCCCUUCUUGCUGGACAGAAGGGAGGGUGUAUGAUUGUUGAUUCAACAAGGAAAGGGAAGAGGUUUCCAGAUAGUAUGUCAAAGACAAUACCUAUUUGGACCUGUGUACUGAAUCGUGCCAUUUGGAAUUACAGAUCGAGAUUUGGUUUGGCUGGCACUGCGGAAAAGAAUGAGUCAAAUGAUUCUGCUGAAUGUGGUAGCAGUAUUAAUGAGGGCUCAAGUAGCUGGGAUUGUUCCUUGCAUCUCCCUUUAUGGGUUUCAAAUACCGAAAGAGCACUUAUUGAGGAGCGUUUAGACGGAUGGACCAAGGAUCUGGAGGUCAGUGGAGCUGAUAUUGCCUCCAUUGCUUUGUCCCUUAAAAAACCGCUACGCCCACUAUGGAUUUCACAAAAGACUGUGAUCUGGUUAAAUGAAGUACCCGAUUGUGAUUCGUGGGACUUCACUCCAAUAAUGCUUGUUUCUACAUCCUCCCCAAGUAGCAAUUUUCAGCAAAGAACAACCUCUGAAUUUAGUUGGAGGUACAUAGCUGGAGCUGGAGAUGAUGAGGAAAGUUGGGCAAGGGGCUUGUCGCCAAAUCUUUUCUGGAAACAUGCUUAUGAUCUCAUAAGUUCUGGUCCUGAUAUGUGUAACAAGAAGGUAGCUGAUAUUGUUGAAAAGGAUAGGGUAUACCGUGCACAAAGGGGAGAAAAUGCUCCUCAAAUAUCUAUUAAGCCUUCAAAAUCUUCUGAGGGUAGUGGCCAUUUUCCUGCUCAAGAACAACUAGACCUGGAGCCUCUAUGCUUGAACGGAGAUGAGAAGUUUUAUGAUAAUAAUUCCAUAUCUUGGCUUGGGGAAACAAAUCUCGCGGUUGGCACAACUCAGCUUGCUAAGGAUGCAUCUGAUGUUGAUUGUGUAUUGAGUUGUGAUCUGGAGUCCAAUUCUCUUUGUUCCAAGGAGUCUGAAGCCCAUCUAAACCUGUCUAUUGUGAGUUCGAAGUUUGACCGGUCUUCGUUGUUGAGAAAUCUUCCUUCAGUGGUGAAUUUUGCAAAGACCAACUUGAGAAAAGGGAAGAGACUCCUAGUUUGCUGCAGUAGUGGGGAGGACAUUAGCAUUUGUGUUUGUUUAGCAAUCUUGAUGUCAUUAUUUGAUGACAAAGGGCACUUUGAUGAAGGGAAGUUUUUUAGUGAGACACAAAUCACUAAGUUGGAGUUGAGACGACGAUUGGUAUUUAUUUGCCAAUUUGCUGUGAAUGCUCGCCCGUCAAGAGGGAAUGUUAGGCAGGUCUUUAAUUAUCUCUCUGGAGGAAAUGCUGGGACAACUUCUUGAGGAAACUUACUUCAAUAUUGAUGCCUCGAAACAUGAUCAUGAAGCACAUACAGGGGAGCAGGAGUCGAUAUGCGUUGAAUGAGCCCCCAGAUGAAGAGUAUAAGGUUUUUUUUUUAAAAUUAAAUGAGCCCCAGAUGCUCAGGUGUAUCUUUUUCUAUAGUGAACUCCUAAGGUAUAUUGCAUUUUACAUUCUGAAUUAAAGUUCAUGUAAAACUAAAUUCCUUGAAGAAUAAUUAAUAUAGUCUUCUUGCGUUUUAUUAUAGUAU
Lycium barbarum (goji berry) is the source of this 1871-nucleotide messenger RNA. RefSeq lists its product as uncharacterized. Gene Ontology annotation, cellular component: cytoplasm. Bases 31 to 1605 code for a protein of 524 amino acids. Gene Ontology annotation, molecular function: tRNA adenosine(64)-2'-O-ribosylphosphate transferase activity. The record is from RefSeq and is a predicted model, not a curated record. Gene Ontology annotation, biological process: charged-tRNA amino acid modification. The transcript is spliced from 7 exons. NCBI's taxonomy places the organism in Eukaryota, Viridiplantae, Streptophyta, Magnoliopsida, Solanales, Solanaceae.